Molecule: messenger RNA, 2445 nt
Organism: Pipra filicauda (Wire-tailed manakin)
Lineage: Eukaryota; Metazoa; Chordata; Aves; Passeriformes; Pipridae
Gene: IFT22
Product: intraflagellar transport 22
Exons: 5
Coding region: 59-619 (186 amino acids)
Biological process (GO): intracellular protein transport
Cellular component (GO): endomembrane system
Molecular function (GO): GTPase activity
Source: RefSeq, a predicted model, not a curated record
CGGACGCGUUGCCGGGCAGCGGCCGCGGUGGGGCGCCGUCACCCCCCUCCCCCCCGCCAUGCUGAGGGCGAAGGUGCUGCUGGUGGGGCCGCGCGAGUCUGGGAAGUCGGUGCUGGCGAACUUCGUGUCGGAGAGCACGGAAGGGAUCGGGAGCUACAGCCCGACGCAGGGGGUGAGGAUCCUGGAGUAUGAGAAGCCAAACCUGAAUGGGAACAGCAAGGGAGCUGGGUGUCGAUUCGAGCUGUGGGAUUGCAGUGGUGACCAAAAGUUUGAAACGUGCUGGCCAGCUCUGAUGAAGGACUCUCAUGGGGUAAUAAUAAUCUUCAACCCUGAGCUGCCCAGUCACCUGAAAGAAAUUGAGAUGUGGUACUCCUGCUUCGUGCAGCAGCAGCCACUGCUCGACAGUCAGUGUCUCCUGGUGGCACAUCACAAGCCAGGCAGUGCAGAGGACACAGAAAACCUGUCCCUGGCUUACCCACUGAACAAACUAAAACUAAUACAUUCCAACUUGGAGGAAGAUCCUGAAGAUGUUCGGAUGGAAUUCAUGAAAUACUUCAGAAGCAUUAUCACCGUAAUGAAUGAGAGCAGAGAGAGGGAAGAAAUGUCAAUUAUCUCAUAACAUUAAAAAAAAGUACUGAACAGGGAAGAAAAAAAUUAUAGUUUCCCCCUUGUAAGCCUGUGAAUGGGUCCUCACAAGGAGAAUUUGCCAGCCUAUAAACACUUCAGCCUGGAAAGAAGUGCUGACAUCAGGUGAGCUGUGGUGCCAAGGAGAGGGCUGCACAUCCAGCAACCUGGGUAACUUUACAGCUGCACUUUGGCAUCAGAAGUACAGGAAGGGAUUUUUUAAUAUGUUAGUGUGGACCAAAAGAGAAAGGUUUGGGUCGUCCCUCACAGAAGCCCUUUGUGCAGAGGGGUCAGAGGAUGAGGCCUGACAGAACAGAAGAUUUGUGGAGUUGUGCUGAAGCAUCUGAGUAAAGGGCUCAUGUUAGCUGGGUUCCUGGGCAAGUUAUGCCCUUGGAAGUCAGAACACACUGACUGGAAUAGAGAUCUGAGAGUAGUCGUGGUGUGGAAUCCACGUUUUUUUAUGUUCUUCCUGCACAGGCGUUGCCUUGGCCUGACAGAGCUGGUUGCAGUCCUUCUCAGGACUAGGUUUUUCUUCUAUUCCAACAAAAUACACAUGUUGUGAGGACAAUGUUUAGGUCCCUCUGGGAGGAAAAGAAUUGAAAUCUCAGUGUAGUGCAAUAUUUUGACCUAUGUCAGGAGCUCCAGCAGAGAAAAAAAUAGUUCUGCUUUCUCAAAGGAGGAAAAGCUGUUUCGAAACUUUUAUUACUGUUCCCUGUUGCAUUAAAAUAAGUGGUUUCAUAGAUAAUUUACUUUGACUUGUUUGGUUUGCACUCAUCCCUGUUAUUAGUGUGUUUUGCUGUGGAAGACAUUUUUUGUAACACUCAUUACUAAGGCAAUAAAAACAUUUUUAAAAUGUUCUGUUCGCAAAGGGAAAGUUAAUUAUAGUUUUGUGAAACUCUUAACAACUUGCUUAAUUUUUAGUAAGGAAAACAAGAGAUAAACAUUUCACCCUACUUAGGUCUAACAAGAGACAUUUACAAAAACUUGUCACCAACCCAAACAGCCAAAGAAUUGACACCAACACUUGAGUAAACAGCCUUUACACAAAGUAUGUUAUAAACCAGGAAACAACAGGAUUGAGAGCUUCUUGGGUUUUCUUCCACGUUAAUUAAUCUAUUUUUAUUAUUUUCAUAGUUCUUUUCUGAGUGAUGAGUGGCCUGUCCUUAUGCAAUGGCAUGGGAGGUGAAAAAUUAAAAGAUCUUAGAACAGCUCCAGGUCAUCAAACUCAUGGCUACAAAUAACACUCUGAACCAUACUGAGCUGGCCUCGAGUUUAGAACUUCCCUAAACUGCUCCCCUGGUUUGCUCAGGUGGGCCCUGGCUGUGUGAAGUUGUGUGCACACACAAAUAACCUGCACUCUUCUGCUUUUUGGGGGCUUGAUGUCCUCACCAAAUCUGCCCCAGCUCCUUUCCAUUGCCUGCUGGCUCCUGCUCUGCCAUUAAAGCUGAAACCUCCCCUUGGUUCUGGGAGGCAAAGAGGGAGGUGGUACUGAAGGAAAACAUCAGGGAGAGGAAGGACACCAGGAAAGAAAAAAAGCAAAAUAAGCAGUGAAGAGAUGAAAAGGUUGGAGGCGAAUAGUGGGAGGUUGGCAUUUCAACAUCCACGUUUUAUUUAUGUGACUUUGGAACCAUCAGGCUUUAUGUGCUUGCAAUCAGUGUCAUAGGGUGGUCUGUUGGAGGCAGUUAUUGGAAAAUUCACAAUCUAACUAAAGAACAGUUUUUUACAUGCUGCCUUAGAUUACUUUUUCCUCGUUGCCAGCUGUGUGGUGCUGGAGCCAAUUUUUAAAAUAUAUUGCCUUAAUAAAUUCAGUUUUUCCCAACA